Schistosoma mattheei is the source of this 1252-nucleotide messenger RNA. The record is from the annotation of a GenBank genome assembly. NCBI's taxonomy places the organism in Eukaryota, Metazoa, Platyhelminthes, Trematoda, Strigeidida, Schistosomatidae.
CCUCCUUGUACCAAUAUCUAUGUGCUAAAAUAAAAUAAUAAGUAAAUAAACGUUUUUCCUAUUGUGCUUCUUACUUCCAUGUAACCUUGUAAUUUGGAAUAUAAUCUCUUUCCUGUUCAAUUGUGUUUUGAUUUGGGGACUUGUCGAGUGAAUAGCUGUCCGAGAAUACUAAGCAAUAGGAAUAGCUGGGUCAUAACCGUAAGAGAGAUUAUAACAAUGGCGAUGGGAAAAAGGAAAACAAAUUCAGGAUGCCCAUAUCAGAUGACCAGCUUAACCGAAUACUACAACAACAGCAAGCACAAAUUGGUGCCCAAAUGCGGUUGCUGGAGACUCUGACUCAACAGCUCAACAUCCACAGCUCGAGUUCACAUGUUAUUUCAAGCAAGUCUUGUGAUGCAGUUGCUAGCAGCAUCCCAGAGUUCAUCUAUGAUCCCGAAAGUGGAAAUACUUUUCUCACGUGGUUCAAGCGUUGGGAAGAUACAUUUAGAACAGAAUUCUGUAACCAAGACGACGCGUGGAAGACUCGAUUGUUGGUACGUAAGUUGGGAAGCAAUGAACAUGCACGUUAUACUGGCCAUAUAUUGCCAAAGUUACCUCGAGAGCUCAGUUUCAAGGAGACGGCAACUCAAUUGUCAGAGAUAUUCGGUGAGUCAUCCUCAUUGUUUAGUAUUCGAUAUCAGUGUCUAAAUUUGGUGAAACGCGAAACCGAUGAAUAUGGUGUUCUAGCAGACAUUGUCAACAGAGAAUGUGAACGGUUCAAGUUAUGCUCGUUGACAGAAGACCAAUCUAAAUGUUUAAUAUUCAUCAAAGCUCUUUAGUCACCACAAGAUGCUGAAAUCAGGACUAGACUUUUGACUCGACUGGACCAAGACCCAAACAUCACACUCAAAACAUUGACAGAUGAGUGUAAGCGGCUACAAAGCAUCAGACACGACAAUGAGUUGGUUGAAUAGGCAAAUCCUGAUUUAUUCUGCAGUGGUGUCAAUGCUAUUACUAGGUUAAAAGUUCAGAAGCCGAUAACAACUCGCAACAAACCAACGACUGCAUGCUGGUUAUGUGGUGAGUGGCAUUAUGUACGAUUCUGUCCAUUUAAGAAGCAUAAAUGUCAGGUGUGCAACAAACGUGGACAUAAAGAAGGUCAUUGUCCACCAAAUCGUACGUCUCGGCCCAAGAAGAAGCGUAAGCGUCCUCGACACACCAGAUCCUAUGAAUCUGCUCAAAGGGGAGGUGUUAGCGGGACAUAGACUGGAUU